Pelodiscus sinensis (Chinese soft-shelled turtle) is the source of this 3468-nucleotide messenger RNA. Lineage: Eukaryota; Metazoa; Chordata; Testudines; Trionychidae. The record is from RefSeq and is a predicted model, not a curated record.
UUCACCUUGUCUGUCGCCCUCUGUUGGUUUCUCACCAUUCUCCAUCCCUCACCCCAGAAUCAAUUCGCCCCCUGCCCGGAAUAUGAUUUGAUUUCUUUUGAUGACUCAAUUGUUUCUGUUGUGAUUUAUCGUGUUGUUUUUUUUCUUCCUUUUCCCAAUCCAGUUAUUGUGAUCACUCUAAGCCCUGCUCCCGCUCCGUCCCAACGAGCAGCCCUGCAGCUCCCCCUGGCGAACGAGGGAACCAGCCGCUCCUCUUCCUCGGAGAACUCUCCCCAGCAUCACACCCAUCAGCCGCGCCCCCGCCACAUGCUGGGCCUGCCCCAGCCCCCCUUCCUCAUGCCCAGGAGCAUGGAGAGUAUAGAGAUCGAUCAGAAGUUGCAGGAAAUCAUGAAGCAAACGGGUUACCUGACCAUCGGAGGGCAGCGGUACCAGGCAGAGAUCAAUGACCUGGAGAACCUGGGGGAGAUCGGCAGCGGGACAUGUGGUCAGGUGUGGAAGAUGCGGUUCAAGAAAACGGGGCACAUCAUAGCCGUGAAGCAAAUGCGGCGCUCAGGUAACAAGGAGGAGAACAAGAGGAUCCUGAUGGACCUGGACGUGGUGCUGAAAAGCCACGACUGCCCCUACAUUGUCCAGUGCUUCGGGACCUUCAUCACCAAUACGGACGUCUUCAUUGCCAUGGAGCUGAUGGGCACAUGUGCAGAGAAGCUGAAGAAGCGCAUCCAGGGGCCCAUCCCCGAGAGGAUCCUGGGGAAGAUGACGGUGGCGAUCGUCAAGGCGCUCUACUACCUGAAGGAGAAGCACGGCGUCAUCCACCGAGACGUCAAACCCUCCAACAUCCUGCUGGACGAGAGGGGGCAGAUCAAGCUGUGUGACUUCGGGAUCAGCGGGAGGCUGGUGGACUCGAAGGCCAAGACCCGGAGUGCGGGCUGUGCAGCGUACAUGGCGCCCGAAAGGAUAGACCCGCCUGAUCCCACCAAACCAGACUACGAUAUCCGAGCGGAUGUGUGGAGCCUGGGCAUCUCCCUGGUGAGUGAAGUCCCUUCGCUGAACUUGCAGGAAGAUCCUCCCCUGCUGCCAAACAACAUGGGCUUCUCUGUGGACUUCCAGUCCUUCGUUAAAGACUGCCUUACUAAAGAUCACAGGAAGAGACCAAAGUACAACAAGCUACUUGAACACAACUUCAUCAAGCGCUACGAGACGCUGGAAGUGGACGUGGCAUCUUGGUUCAAAGACGUCAUGGCCAAGACAGAGUCGCCCCGCACAAGCAGCAUCCUCACCCAGCACCACCUGCCCUUCUUCAGCAGGUAGCCCCGCGGCCACAGCGGUGAGCUGGGGAGGGGCCAUGCCAGGAGAGCUUACGGCCGGUCACCGCCGCAGGGUGGGGACGAGCCCCAUGGCAGCCGCUCCUCCACACCUUUGCAAAAGCAACUCUUCGGAGGUUUGGUUGAACCGUUCAUUGUACCUGCCUUCUUCACUCUCCGCCCGUGUGGCUAGGGGCAGCGGGGUUGUUCCUUUUCUCUGCAGUGUGGGCUUGUUGCUCCCCUGCCGCUAGAGCCUUCGUGUCUCGGGCAGCAGCCAGCUGAAGAGGACACGUCCCUUUCCAGAUCUGUCCCGCAUUCCCUCGGUGGGAAAGCUCUUUCCACCCCGGCUCUGCGUGUCCAGCCGGGUCCUGUGUCUCGCGCCCGAUGGGAGAAAGCCUGCUCCAGUCCUGCCCCUGCGCCACUAGCUGGCCGAGAGGAGGUGAUUUCCAGCCCUGGCUUGCGUCUCCAGCCGGAGAAGAGAGAGUUCGUUCCAACCCUGUCCCACCACCUCCUUCAGACCAGAAGGCUCUGCUGGGAAGCUCAUACCUCCCUUGGUCCUGAGAGGCAGCAUGUCCUGCUUAUGCCUCUCUCUCCACCUGCUGCCCCACCCCCCAAGAGACUCGGGGGUUGGGGAAGGGAGGCUGGGACCCUCGCUCACGCACUGUGAACAAAGACACGUUUUUUUUACUACUUAUUUAUUAAGUUUGGACUCUGCGGUGCUGCGGGUUCCCUGCCAUGCCCGCCCGACAGCCGCCUGCGUUGUUAUAGGUCUCUUGCUUUUCUCUUGUGUGUUGGGAUUGUAUUAGGGGAGGGGAAGUGGGGGGGAGGGGACACCUGGGGAGUGCUGCUUCAGACUUAAACUAGGAGCUCAGCCCUUGCUCUGCUUUCAUUUAAUUUUAUUUUUCCUUGGGGGUGGGCUGGGGGUGGGUUUGGGAAUUGGUCUCGCUGGAAGCAGCUCGGCUGAAGUGAUUUAUGCCGAUGAUUUUUUUUUAAUUCUGUUUUUGAUCUCAGGGGUUUUCCUGUUGUUUUCUUUUGGCGUGCGAACAAAUUUUUUUUUUUUUUUUUUUUUUUUUCUGUUCACAGCUUUGUAUUUACCAAAGUGAUCGCUGGGCUGCUCUGCGUGGCGAGGACACACCAAGGGGCAGCUGCAUGUUGAUUUUCUGUUGCUUUUUAAAAGGAGGGAGUGAAAAUGCAAAAACAAAAAAACAAAAAGAGAAUUCUAGGGGGUAGAAACGGUCGCCACCUGCAAUCUACUCCUCGGCUGCUGCAGAGCUGUAAAAAUCAAAGACACUAAUGAAACUUGAAGUUGUUCUUUUCCCACCUCCUUCUUCCUAAGUCUUGUCAGGGCCCUGGGUUCGUUCAGACGUGUCCGUGGCUGCUGUGGAGGGCUCACAGCUGCUGUAAGUCACCCCCUUGCGCCUGGCUUGGCUGGCGCGCCGCAGGUGAACGUCAGCAGGUGUGAAUCAGGGCAGCCGUGACAGCAGCGGAGCGACGCUGAUUAGCGUUGGCUGGUGGAGGGCCGCCUGGCUCCCCCAGCCUCCCCGGGUCACAUUUGCUGAGGUUUCGGAUGAUAAUUGGCAGCGUGCCCCAUGGAAGCCUGGGGGCAGCGCGGGCGGCGCGCUUAGGGAGGGCUGCUGAUGGUUUGAUUUUUCACUUUCAUUCUGGUUUGUGAGGAAGGCAGGCCCUCUCAGAAGCUCUGGGAAGCAGGAGGUGGGAGUGUAACCCUGAAAGCCUGUGGGAUGAAGUCCGGUCUCCACCUCCCUUCAAGCCAGACCACGCAGCUCCCCAGGCUGUUGCUGACAUUUAGCCCCUCUUUAGCACAGAUCUCGGCUUUUUGCUUCCAGAAGGACUCGUGUUUGCUUCCUCCCUCAGUGGCAUUGGCUCCCCCGGUGCAUUAGGCUCACCAUUGUCCAGCUCCAGGUAGGGCUGGGCUCUGCACAGGCCUUGCUGCUGGUUGGAGGGGCUGCACCUUGCUCUGACAAUGCCCCAGGUGCUCCCAGCCCACCACGAUGGACAUGCAGACAAAGCUGCUUUACAAACCCAACCAAAAAUCGGAGGUCAGGUGCCGAGCAGACUUGGGCUACAAAGUUCCUUGAGAUCCUGGGUCUGGCUGGCAGCUGAGACCCCUACUGCACUGCUGGCCCCGUUCCUUCAGUCCAGCAGUGGA